This is a messenger RNA of Drosophila willistoni, 1504 nucleotides long. Its product is annotated as cyclin-dependent kinase-like 1. Bases 20 to 1387 code for a protein of 455 amino acids. Gene Ontology annotation, cellular component: nucleus. NCBI's taxonomy places the organism in Eukaryota, Metazoa, Arthropoda, Insecta, Diptera, Drosophilidae. The record is from RefSeq and is a predicted model, not a curated record. Gene Ontology annotation, biological process: protein phosphorylation. The transcript is spliced from 4 exons. Gene Ontology annotation, molecular function: ATP binding; cyclin-dependent protein serine/threonine kinase activity.
AUAUAUCAAAUUAUGCAUUAUGUCCAUCGUUCAGCCCCAUAUAAGUUUUUGUUUGUGCUCCCGAUCCUUCCACCCACACAUGUGUUUGUGCCUGAGCUAUCAAACCAAUAAACUCAUAGACAUUUUAUGUGCUCAAUGCAAAGCAAUGCGUCGUGCGAAUAUCAAACGUGGUCAAUGUUUGAGUCUAAGACCACAAGGUAGCAGCAAAAUGGAUCGAUAUGAGAAGCUCAGUCGACUGGGCGAAGGCUCCUAUGGUGUGGUCUAUAAAUGUCGUGAUCGGGAAACUGGAGCAUUGGUGGCAGUGAAGAGAUUUGUUGAGUCCGAAGAUGAUCCAGCCAUAAGAAAAAUUGCAUUGCGAGAAAUACGUCUGCUAAAGAAUCUAAAGCAUCCAAAUUUGGUUUCUCUGCUGGAAGUAUUUCGCCGCAAGCGUCGUCUGCAUUUGGUAUUCGAAUUCUGUGAGCUGACUGUACUCCAUGAACUGGAACGUCAUCCGCAAGGCUGUCCUGAACAUUUAACCAAACAGAUCUGCUAUCAGACGCUUUUGGGCGUGGCAUAUUGCCAUAAACAAGGUUGCCUGCAUCGUGACAUAAAGCCCGAGAAUAUAUUGCUUACCGCUCAGGGUCAGGUUAAAUUGUGUGAUUUUGGAUUUGCCAGAAUGUUGAGUCCCGGUGAGAACUACACGGAUUAUGUGGCCACAAGAUGGUAUAGAGCACCAGAGCUUUUAGUCGGCGACACACAAUAUGGCACUCCGGUGGAUGUCUGGGCCAUUGGUUGCCUUUUUGCAGAGCUGGUGAGAGGUGAGGCCCUGUGGCCGGGUCGCAGCGAUGUGGAUCAACUGUAUUUGAUAAGGAAAACUCUGGGAGAUCUAAUGCCACGACACAUACAGAUAUUUGGCCAGAAUGAAUAUUUCAAGGGCAUCACAUUACCAGUGCCGCCCACAUUGGAACCUCUGGAGGAUAAGAUGCCAGCCAAGUCGCUACAAAAUCCAUUGACAAUUGAUUUUCUUAAAAAGUGCCUCGACAAGGAUCCGGCCAAGCGUUGGUCCUGCGACAAACUAAUCAAACAUUCGUAUUUCGAUGAUUAUAUAGCCAAACAGCGGGAACAGGAGCAUAUCAAUAGCCUGGAAGCGGCCACUUUGCGUCAACAGCAACUUGCCUCACAGCAAUUCAUGUUGGCCACAGCAGCCCAGCAAUUGCAGACGGGAGCAGCGCAGGCGGCGGCUGUGGCAGCAGCCCGUGAUAAAUCAAAGACUUCAAACACCUCCUUGCCGUUGCUGCCCAGCAAUCAGCAUCAUCAUCAUCAUCAUCAGGACUAUGCGAAAUUACAGCCAUUGAAUAAGAAUCCAACACUCCUCCAUCGCACGGAACAUCAUCUGCCCACCAUAUGAGCAGCUUUAAUUCAAUAUCUAUUUACAAAUUAAUUUCACUUAACUUAAGAAACUCUUUGUUUAUUUUCCAAUAUAAAACAAAAUAAAUGUUUAAAGUGUGUAAAAAUAUUGAAAAGA